Molecule: messenger RNA, 1365 nt
Organism: Penicillium samsonianum
Lineage: Eukaryota; Fungi; Ascomycota; Eurotiomycetes; Eurotiales; Aspergillaceae
Product: Zn(II)2Cys6 transcription factor domain-containing protein
Exons: 2
Coding region: 1-1365 (454 amino acids)
Biological process (GO): regulation of DNA-templated transcription
Molecular function (GO): zinc ion binding; DNA-binding transcription factor activity, RNA polymerase II-specific
Source: RefSeq, a predicted model, not a curated record
AUGGUGGGCGUACCUCAUAGUAAAGGAUGUUUGCAGUGUAUAAGCCGCAAGGUCAAGUGCGAUAACAGUCGUCCGGAAUGUCUGCGGUGUAUCAACUGGGGUUCGGAAUGCCCGGGCUAUGAUCGUGGUCACAAAUUCAAGGACCAGACGCGAUAUAUAACCCUAAAACACGGUCGACCAACAAUGGACGAGGCCUUUGCUCCAAAUUUGACCUACGAGGCGAUCAAUGUCCAAACGCAGGAAUCAUUCGAAGUAUGGUUGGACUACCAUUUUCCAAGUUACCUCGCUUCCUUCAACUCCCGCGUGGAGAUGAAUUGGAUGAGGUUUAUACGAAGCAGGUGGUCCACAUUUCCCCAGGAACUGAUCUGGGCAGUCCGCGCCUUAACUUCUUUGCGCAUGGGGGCGGCACGAGGCAAUGAAGAAGCCAUAGUGUGCGCUCGUCAUAUGUAUGGUCGGGGUAUAAACCAUCUGGCCUCUCUCCUACAUACUCGGGCCGCACUAGCAGAUGAGACACUUGCAGCUGCGAUUUUGCUAGGGGGCUAUGAGGUUCUAGAUGGUAGUAGUGAUCGCUCGUGGAUCAUUCAUUCACAUGGCAUCCGUCAGCUGUUCUGCGCCCGUGGCCCUUCAGCACAUACACAUGGCAUGGGUCGGACUCUUCUCAUUUCUUGGCGGCCUUACCUAGUCGCAGAUGCCUUUAUCCAUGCGGAGCCUUGUUUCUUGGGUGGUUUGGAGUGGACGUGCGUAUCAACUAUCCAGGAGAUUCCCAGGGCAGAAGACCGGUGGCAGGAAAGUAGUCUACUGGGUCAGACGAUGGACUAUGCAUUUAAUGAAGUCGCCAAAUGCCCUGGAUACUAUGCAAUGACAAAAUACUUUACGACGUCGGACACAUAUAUCGAUCAAUCCAUACUGACUGGCCUGGUGAGCUGUAUUCUCAAAUCAAGAGAAAGUCUUGUUCAGUUUCACGGCAUGCUCAUGGAAACGGAUCCCCCAGCGUCCUUUGUUGGAGUGAUUCCAUCGACUUACGCAACAACCCUGGUACAGGGAACUCGCGAUGGAAUCAAUUCUGCUGUCGCACUACUCGACCAAUUAAUGACGUUGCUUAAGUCUCAUCUAAAUAGGAGAACCAAACCUAUAUUAAUGGCAGACUUCGAUGAUAAGCGCCAGGAAGACCCAUGGCGUCUUUUUGCGGGAGUUCAGGCUCCCAGAACCAAUACGAAUCAAUCACUCCUUUCUCGAGAUCAAAACGACCCGAGUUUAAGUAUCUAUGCUAUCAGGGAUCAGUUGGAUAAAUUUUCGUUAACAAUGGGCAUGGGUAGUCUGGUACCAGAUGCAUGCGGUUGCCCACAAUUCUCAGCGCAUAUCUGA